AUGUCAAUACAAGUGGGUCAUCGAGUUGUCAUACCUGGAGGAGGCGAAGCGUACGUUAGAUAUGUGGGGAGGGUACGUAAUAAGAGCGGCACGUUUGCUGGUGUUGAACUUAUUGGUGAGAGCGUAAGUAAAGGCAAGAACUCUGGGGAUGUGGAUGGUGUCUUUUAUUUCAAGACUAAAAUUCCCAAAAGCGGUCUGUUUCUACCAUACCACAAGCUUGUCCAAGUGAAUACCUCUCCAUUGAGGCCUGUGUCUCAGGCUUCUGUGUUAAACUCUCCAAACAAAGCUCCUCACGACCUUGAUCAAAGGAUCAGCGAGCUUACCGAACAAAAUCGACUGUACAAGCAGCAGUUACAGGAACGAAAUCGCAUUUUGGAGGAGCUGCAAACAACAGUGGACACAUUUGAGGCCAUUCUGACCGAAAACCAGAAUGAGCUGAAGAUGAAAGACGCGAGAUUUGAAAGAUUCAAGACUAAUACUGAUACUCAGAUCAAGGAACUGAUCGAGGCUGUAGAGACGCUAGAGCAGCAGGCACAAGAAAAUGAGGAAAUAUAUCUACAACGUUUGCGCGAGUUGGAAACGAAAAAAGAGAUACAACCCGAAAAUGGUGACUAUGAGACUCUUAAGAGGAAAUACGAUGAGAUGGACACAAGAUAUCGAACGCUAGAGCAUGAACAGGCAAGUUUGAAACAGGAAAAUGUAGAGGUGCGAAGGGAACGUGACGAGGCAAGGGAGGAGGCUGAUAGGUUGAAACAGGAGAACGCAGAGACGGCCAAAGCUUUGGAAGAUCUGAGGAAAGCUUACGACGAACUGCAGAAGGCCCACGAGGCGCUCAUGGGCGAAAAAUCACAGUUUGUCUCUUCCAACGAUUCGGCCAGGGAAAAGUAUGAAAGGCUUGAGAAUGAGCUUAAUGAGCUGCAAGCCAAGUAUGCUCUUUUGAAAGAGCAGAGCGAGAAAAAACCAAGCACUGUGUCGGAGCCACUCGUCAAAGAUGGAGAGCUGAUUGCCACGCCUGCAGUGCACAACGAUCCUGCGGCAGGCCGGGCAAAAUGGUGCGGGCUAUGCGAGCGCGAGGGCCAUGAGAGUGUCGAGUGUCCCUACGAAAACGUCAUGUUCUAA
Ogataea parapolymorpha DL-1 is the source of this 1119-nucleotide messenger RNA. RefSeq lists its product as uncharacterized. The record is from RefSeq and is a predicted model, not a curated record. The transcript has a single exon. NCBI's taxonomy places the organism in Eukaryota, Fungi, Ascomycota, Pichiomycetes, Pichiales, Pichiaceae. The coding region runs from base 1 to 1119 and encodes 372 amino acids.